AUGUUCCGAAGUACAAAGAGCAGGGCAGUAGAAAGAAAUAGAAACUUUGCAAGAGAUGUAUCAACAAACGUUAGUUACCCUACACGAUUAAAUUUUUACUUGAAUCCACCGCAUGAGGAAGUUAGUAUAGAAGAAUUUGAAACAUGGGCAAUUGAUCGACUUUACGUACUGGGUGAAAUUGAGUCUGCCCUUUUUCGAAAUAAGGCAAAAAAGGAGUUAGACAUGAUUAUAAAGCGUGUCGUUGACAAGCACUUGCCCAUGGGCAGUAAUAUGGCUAGAGUCGUUAAAGGUGCAGGCCUGGAUGAAGAGCGUAGGAAAGACCAUUAUUCUCACUUCAUUUUACGGCUAGCAUUUAGUAGAUCAGAGGAAUUGAGAUAUCGAUUUCUUCGAGCUGAAUCUGCUCUUUUCAAAUACAGAUUUAUCAACGAAGAGGCGAGGGAGCGCCAAAAUUUUGUUGACAGUCUUAACUUUCAAUGGAAUGCAGUCUCCAAAGAAGAGAAAAGCCAGUACUUGAGUAAAAUCCAAGCUGCCUGCCAGCGAAACGUUGAAAACGAAUCUUUUUUUAAAGUACCAUUUAUAAAAGUACCUGACUUGGUUGAACGAAGAGCUGUUUUUGUUCAUAAAGGUUUUGCAUAUGUUCCUUUUUCGGAACAGAUCAGUAUUGUUAUCGAGGAAUUUGAGAAAAAUCUGAAACUAUCACUUGAGAAUACAGCAAAAGCUUUACCGCGAUUAGAUGAAGAUGAUCGUCUUUUGCCUAUUUUGAAUCAUCUUAGUAGAGGAUUUGUAGCACCAGAGGUAACUGUUUCUGCAGCUAAGCCUGGUGAAGUUACUGCAGAUCAAGUUGAUAGUCUUGUACCUCACUUCCCUCUGUGUGCAAGACAUCUUCAUAAUGUUUUACGGAAGGAAAAGCACCUUCGUCAUUUUAGUCGUCUUCAAUACGGUCUUUUUCUAAAGGACAUUGGUUUAUCCGUUGAGGAAGCUCUCAUUUUUUGGAAACGUAGCUUCUCAAAUGUUAAUGAUGACAAAUUUAAUAAGGAGUAUCGUUACAAUGUUCGCCAUUCUUACGGUUUGGAGGGUAACAGGAAAAAUUACAAGGGCUAUAGUUGUCAGCAAAUUUUGACAGGACCGCAAUUGGGACCUGGUGAUGCUCAUGGCUGCCCUUAUCGAACCUACUCACUCGAUAAUCUAGUCACAGCUUUAACCACACUAGGUAUAACGCCAGAUUCGUCUGGUUGCCGGGAAGUAGUUGAUGCUGUAAAAGGUCGACAUUAUCAUAUUGCAUGUACACGUGUCUUUGAGUUAACUCAUCCACAGAAGGGUACUUUGGAAGAAAGCAUUCACCAUCCUCUUCAAUAUUAUCAGCUCAGCACAGGACGUCAGUAA
Messenger RNA from Schizosaccharomyces osmophilus, 1383 nucleotides. It is a transcript of the gene spp2, whose product is annotated as DNA primase large subunit Spp2. Gene Ontology annotation, cellular component: alpha DNA polymerase:primase complex. The transcript is spliced from 4 exons. The record is from RefSeq and is a predicted model, not a curated record. Gene Ontology annotation, biological process: DNA replication, synthesis of primer. Bases 1 to 1383 code for a protein of 460 amino acids. Lineage: Eukaryota; Fungi; Ascomycota; Schizosaccharomycetes; Schizosaccharomycetales; Schizosaccharomycetaceae.